ACACACACACACACGCACAUAUUCAUACAUAUAUACACACACAUGAUGAAGUAAUAAACAUACAUAAUUGAAACCCUUUCAGUCUCCUAAACCUUAGCCUUAGCCUGGUGGAGGACAUGAUCACAAGUUUGCUUAAUUUGUCUCAAUUUUAAUCCUCAUUUGUCAUCUAUAACUUCACAUACACAGUACAGUGAAGAGGUACGAGGAAGAGUUGGAAGAUGGGAGUUUCAGGGACUCUGGAGUACUUGUCUGAUUUGCUCGCCGGCAGCGGCAAGAAGAAGAAGAAAAAGCAGCUGAAUACUGUUGCUGUGAAGAUCAGAAUGGACUGCGAAGGCUGUGCGCUUAAAGUCAAGAAAGCACUCUCCGGGGUUAAAGGAGCAAAAUCAGUGGACGUGGACUUGAAACAGCAGAAGGCAACGGUGUACGGCUAUGUGGACGCCAAGAAAGUGCUGAAAGCAGCUCAGGCCACCGGCAAGAAAGUAGAGCUGUGGUCGUAUCACCCCUACGUCGCCGGCGUUUACGACAAGAAGGCGCCGCCCAACUUUGUACGCGCCACCAAUGAUCCGGCCGUGGUGGCUCUCAAUCCUGUGGAAGAGCAGUAUACCCUGAUGUUCAGCGAUGAAAAUCCGAAUGCCUGCUCUGUCAUGUAGAUAUUAAUUUUCAUCACUGUGUGUGCCUGUUUUUUUGGAUUUUGUACGUCGAGCAAUAUUAUAUGUUAUCAGUUGCUGUUCGCCUUUUCUUCUCUUUUU
Sesamum indicum (sesame) is the source of this 749-nucleotide messenger RNA. RefSeq names its product heavy metal-associated isoprenylated plant protein 24. The record is from RefSeq and is a predicted model, not a curated record. Gene Ontology annotation, molecular function: metal ion binding. Lineage: Eukaryota; Viridiplantae; Streptophyta; Magnoliopsida; Lamiales; Pedaliaceae.